AUGAAUGCACCAAGUCGUUAUGAGCUUUUCGUCCUCGAUGAAGGGGAGAAACCAGUUGAGAUCGUCGAAGACACUAAGAUCCCCAAUGCCGCCACCAUCAAGGUCCUCAAGCAGGACCACACCCUCGGCAAUAUGAUUCGCGCCCAACUCCUCCAAUCCCCACAAGUCCUCUUCGCGGGCUACAAGGUCCCUCACCCUCUCCACCCCUACUUCCUCAUCAAGCUUCAAACAGACGGCACCAUCACCCCCGCCUACGCCCUCGAACAAGCAUGCACAAAGCUCAUCGGUACCCUCGCCUCCCUCGAGACACAAUUCAAACGAGAGUUCUCGUAUAAGGAUGUCCAGGGCGGUGCGGACGGUGCAGCGGCGGGUGGUGCUGGUGGGUUCGGCGGAGGCUUGGGAGGGUACGGCAUGGGCGAGGAGGUGGAUGCGUAUGGUGGAGGUGCGGGAGGAGGGCAGGGACAGGGAUGGGCUUCGGGGAGGGAUUAUUUGGAUAUUUAG
Stereum hirsutum FP-91666 SS1 is the source of this 501-nucleotide messenger RNA. RefSeq names its product RBP11-like subunits of RNA polymerase. Gene Ontology annotation, cellular component: RNA polymerase II, core complex. The record is from RefSeq and is a predicted model, not a curated record. The coding region runs from base 1 to 501 and encodes 166 amino acids. NCBI's taxonomy places the organism in Eukaryota, Fungi, Basidiomycota, Agaricomycetes, Russulales, Stereaceae. The transcript has 3 exons. Gene Ontology annotation, molecular function: protein dimerization activity. Gene Ontology annotation, biological process: transcription by RNA polymerase II.